AUGGGUUCGGAAGGCACAGAACCGGUACUCCAGUCGUUCCUAUUGGCCGAAAAGUCCAAGAUGAAAAAAAUACCUCGAAACUUACAAAAACCUAACAACAAUUUAGAAAAGGGCGAAGACGCACACCUCAAUGGCAUUGACUAUUUCGAUCCAUUCAUUGAGAGAAACUUGGAAUACCCAACCACCAACGGUGAGACCCUGACUCAUUUACUGAAAGCUUGUCUAGGAACUGGCAUCCUGGCCAUGCCGCUAGCUUUUCAGUGUUCAGGAGUUAUAAGUGGCAUAUUUGCAACAGUGUUUGUAUCGUUGGUAUGCACGUAUUGCUCGUAUUUACUGGUCAAAUGUGCUCACACGCUUUACAGGCGGACAAAAGUGUCAUACAUGAGCUAUGCAGAUGUGGCUGAAGUGGCUUUCGCCAACGGACCCCAAUGGUCUCGAAAGUUCUCGUCGCUAACCCGACAGUCUGUGCUUUGGCUGCUGUUCGUCACAUACUUUGGAACUUGCAGCGUGUACACUGUGAUCAUCGCCUCUAACUUUGAACAGCUGUUUACACAUCACAUGGGUUAUGAGCUGAACCUCCGGUACUUUAUUUUGAUUCUGCUCAUACCUCUUAUACUGCUCAGCUACGUGCCCAAUCUCAAGUACUUGGCACCCGUGUCUAUGGUAGCCAACCUGUUGAUGGCCACCGGUUUGGGCAUCACAUUUUACUAUACGCUGUGUGAAGUACCCAACAUUUCAAAAAGGCCAGCUAUGGGGACACUUGAAACGUUCCCAACAUACUUCUGUCUCACUGUAUUUGCCAUGGAAGCUAUUGGAGUGGUCAUGCCAUUGGAGAACAACAUGAAAACGCCCAGGGACUUUUUGGGACUGUUUGGCGUACUGAAUGUUGGCAUGGGCGGUGUGACUAUUGUGUACAUUCUGCUUGGUUUUUUCGGUUACUUGAAAUAUGGUGAAACAACGAAAUCAAGUAUAACAUUAAACCUACCCACCGAAGACGUUGCCGCACAAGUGGCUAAAAUAUGCAUCAGCUUAGCCGUGUUCUGCACAUACGGACUACAAUUUUUUGUUUGCUUGGAAAUUACGUGGACCAAAAUCAAGGAAAACUUUGAAAAAGCCACAGUCUAUCACAACUACAUCUUGAGAACGGUUUUGGUGUCCUUUUCUGUGGCAAUCGCGGUGGCCGUACCAACAAUUGGACCAUUCAUUGGGCUCAUCGGAGCCUUCUGUUUCUCGCUUCUCGGCAUAAUUAUGCCCGUGCUGAUAGAGUUCACCACAUAUUGGGACAACGUAACUGUUUGGAUGACCGUCCGAAAUGCAGUGCUGAUCGUCGUUGGCUUAAUGGCACUGAUCUUUGGCACGAUCAACAGCAUAACCGAUAUAAUUACUGCAUACGAGCCCAACGCCACUUGGGCUGUUCAUUCAACAAUUAACUCCACACUAAUUCAUUUAACCACCCAAUGA
Macrosiphum euphorbiae (potato aphid) is the source of this 1461-nucleotide messenger RNA. The record is from the annotation of a GenBank genome assembly. NCBI's taxonomy places the organism in Eukaryota, Metazoa, Arthropoda, Insecta, Hemiptera, Aphididae.